AGUGGCGCCUCCAUUUCCCUCUCUCUCCCUUACCGGCGAAGCCCUCAACCGCCGCGCCUUCCUCAGUUGUCGAAUAUGGGGCACGGAGGCUACGGGAAGCGCAAAGGCGCCGCCACCAUCAAGAGGAAGAAGCCCGCCGGCCAGCGCCGCCCCAAGGCCCUAGCAAUCGACAAGAAGUCCAAGGCCGGCAAGCCAAAAUCCGUCACUUUCAAGAACCAAAUCCGCUCCAUUGAACGCAUGCUUCGCAAAGAUCUGCCUCUUGAGAUAAAGGAAGCUCAAGAGAAUAAGUUGGAGGAGCUCAAGAGACAACAGGAUAUUCAAAAUCGUCUGGCUCUGGAGCGUAAAAUAUUUUUGCGAUAUAGAAGGAUCAAAUUUUUUGAGAGAAGAAAGAUCGAAAGAAGGAUAAGGCGGCUGGAGAAACAGCAGCGUGCUUCAACUGGGCAGGCUCAGGAAGCAGAUAUAACUGAACAACUAUCUAAACUGAAGGAAGAUCUUGAAUAUGUCAAGUUCUUUCCAAAAACCGAGAAAUACGUCUCAUUAUAUGUUGGAGGUCACGAGGCAGAAAUCAUGGAAAAAAGAAAUACUUUGCGCAAGCAAAUUAAAGAUAAUCUGAUUGCAGCUGCUGCAAGUGGAAAGGAGUUGGAAGAAACAGGGAGUGAGGAUGAUGGUGCCUUGGAUCCCAGUGAUGAUGAUUUCUUUCUAAAUGGGAGCUCUAGUGAAGAGGGUGAAGCAGAUGAUGAAUGGAGUGCAAGGGAUCAAGCCUCUGGCAAGGCAGCCUCCGGAAUAUCCAGUGACGAAAGAAAUCAGAAGCUGAUCUCUGCUCGUGCUCUAAUGCCACCUCCUGGUCCAUCCAGGAAGCCAGUUGCAAGUUCAACUAAGAACGAACCAAAAUUUGCAGGAUACAAUAAGAAGCCAUACAACAGAGCUGUGAUAUCCACAUCUAGCAACACUUCUAGUAUCAACGGUAGACCUACCUAUGAUAAGAAGCCGUACAGCAAAGCUGAUGGUAAGAAGCCAUACAGAAGAGCUGAAAUAUCCACAUCUAGCAACACCUCUAGCAGCAGCUUCGGGAGACCUCCCCCACAGAAGAGAGGCCCCGUGGACUCUACCACUGGUACCUUGAGCUCCAACUCUGAUGCUAGAAAACCACAAAGAAAGAGGAGGCCUAAGAAGAAAAAGCAAUAGACAAAAUAGUCAUGAAGCAUGUUUGUGUUAAUCUUCUUACUACAAUCUGAGGUGAUUUUGAAUUUGAUUCUUGAUUAAGGAUCGACUCAACACUGGCUGAAGAAUGUUGUCUUGAAAAAUGUUGUCCUUUCUAGUUGUAGGUUAAUUGUCCUACUGUUAAGAUAUGUAAUUUAAUCUUCAAACUUCUCAUCUGUAAUAUCUAAACCAGUUUUGCUAUCAAUUUAUCAAAUUUAGUUAUUUUUUGUGA
Molecule: messenger RNA, 1432 nt
Organism: Salvia splendens (bonfire salvia)
Lineage: Eukaryota; Viridiplantae; Streptophyta; Magnoliopsida; Lamiales; Lamiaceae
Product: rRNA-processing protein EFG1
Exons: 7
Coding region: 76-1185 (369 amino acids)
Biological process (GO): maturation of SSU-rRNA from tricistronic rRNA transcript (SSU-rRNA, 5.8S rRNA, LSU-rRNA)
Cellular component (GO): preribosome, small subunit precursor; nucleolus
Source: RefSeq, a predicted model, not a curated record